AUGGCGCUAACGCAUACCCCGAAAGGCGCCAAGAAGAAAGGAAAAAAUAUGGCGGACGGUAUGAACAUCGCCGACGGGAAUGAAGACGAUCCGUCGCGAGUGCUUUCCGUUAGCGAGCAGCUGUACCAACAGAAGUUGCGAGAUGCAGCCCGCGAGAAAAAAGAAUUUGAUGUGCUACUGAAGAAGAAAGAAACAGUGGCGAGAAAGUUAACCCGAGUUGAGGUCGCGUUGGGUAGGCCGGAGGCUGCAGAUAAGCACUAUUUACAGCUGCAGUUGAAAAUGUGUGACGGUUGUUACGGGGAAUACAGUGACCUACAGAAUCGCAUAUAUGACCUAAACACCAGUGAAGAUGUGCGGUGCGCGGAAGAAAUGCGAUUUAUCGAAUUCGAAGAACUGUACAGUGCGCUCUACGUACAGAUAACGAAGAAAAUUGAAGCGUUGUCAGUGAAAGAUGUGAUGGAACCAGUGGUGCCGCAACCAGUUCAUAACCACCCGUAUGUUCCGCCUUUGAAGGCGCCGUUGCCGACAUUUGACGGCAACUUCGAGAACUGGUUCGCGUUUAAAAACAUGUUCCAAAAUGUGAUGGCACGCUACGACACCGAAUCCCCGGCCAUCAAGUUGUACCAUUUGCGGAACUCCUUGGUUGGUGCAGCGGCCGGUGUGAUAGACCAGGACAUCAUAAACAAUAACGACUAUGAUGCUGCCUGGGAGACGCUUCAGGAGCGUUUCGAAGUUAGACAAGUGAUCGUUGACAAGCAUAUCGACGCGAUGUUCAACAUUCCGGCCAUGACCAAGGAAAGUGCAGCCGGACUCCGGAAGCUCAUCGACACAGUUUCGAAGAAUGUCGAUGCUCUGAAGAAUCUGGAGCUGCCAGUUGAAGGAUUGGGCGAAAUGGUGCUCCUGAACGUGCUGGUGAAAAAAUUCGACCUGGAGACCCGCAAGGCGUGGGGUUUGGACCAGAAGGACAACGAAUUGGCAGAUUUCAAGUCGACGAUGGAUUUUCUAAAAGAAAGGUGUAAAGUGUAUGAGAAGAUCAGCCGUAGUAGCAAGGCUACAGCGGAAGUGGUGAAGCAAGUGCGUCCCGCUGGAAAAACGGACUCGAAAGUGCAUAGCCUUGUUACUACAAGUGGAAAGUGUACGCACUGUAAGGGAGACCAUGAAAUAUGGAAGUGUGAAGUGUUCAAAAAUGCGAAUCUGAGUGAAAAGUACAAUUCACUACGCAAGAGUGGUUCCUGUUUCAAUUGUAUGGAAAAGGGACACAUGACGGGAAAGUGCAAGUCGGAGCGAUCGUGCAAGCAGUGUGGCAAACGUCAUCACACGUCACUGCAUCCUACCGAAUCGCAUUCCGAGGAUUCAUCGUCGCAGCAAUCGAACGUCGCAUCCAGAACCAAUACACCGAAACCAUCGGCUGAAGUCGGUGGUCCUACGACAAACCCAACGACGAGCGGAUCGGUCCUCUGCUCGAACAUCGAAGCUGACCAGGACACGUUGCUGGCCACUGCAAUCGCAUUCGUUCAGGGUGCUGGAAAACGGAAGAUGGAAUGCCGGGCAGUAUUGGAUUCUGCUUCGCAUAAGCACUUCAUUACGGAAGCGAUGGUGGCCAAACUGGGAUUGAAACGGAAGAAGGCCAACUAUACGAUCAUCGGAAUCGGCGGCAACCAGAUCGCCAUUCAGCACAAGGUGCAUGCGAGGAUCAAAUCCAAAGUGAGUGAAUAUGAGUCACCGUGUCUGGAGUUCUUGGUCGUCAAGAAAAUCACGGGUGACCUACCGAUGCAGCAGUUCGAGACGGCCCAGCUGAACAUCCCGGAAGACAUUCAGCUUGCAGAUGCUGGAUUCAACGUACCCGGUCAGGUAGACGUCCUUAUCGGAUCGGGUUUGUUCUUCAAACUCAUCAAGCACGGACAGUUGCAGUUGGCAGACCAUUUGCCCGCUGUGCAGGAAACAUCACUUGGUUGGAUCGUGAGUGGCUUGAUUCCAACCAAUCAGUUCGGCGUCGGUGGGACGCUCUGUACGAUGGUAACCGAGGACGACGUCGGUAAGUUACUUGAACGUUUUUGGUAUUUUGAUUCGUAUGACGAAACAAUCGCUCCGGAGCAAUCCUCCGCGGAUGCUUGCAUCAGUCAUUUCCUCGAAACACAUCGGCGUGACGAAGACGGCAGAUUCGUCGUUCGGCUACCCUUCAACGAGGCGAAGGGGCAGCUGGGCGAUACCGAAACCAUGGCGCGGAAACGGUUCUACGCGGUUGAACGAAGACUGGAUAAGGAUCCGGAUCUGAAACGACAAUAUGUUGAUUUUAUGAAGGAGUAUGCAGAUCUAGGCCACAUGGUAGAAAUAACACCCCCUCCGAAUGAAGAUCCUACGAUGGUGUUCUAUUUGCCACAUCAUUGUGUGUUGAAGCCGACUAGUUCAACCACAAAGCUGCGUGUGGUAUUUGACGGUUCAGCGGAAUCGUCGACAGGAGUGUCCGUCAAUCAAACCCAAAUGGUUGGCCCGACAGUACAGAAUGACUUGGUGUCCAUUCAUCUGAAGUUUCGAACGUUCCAGUAUGCGAUCAGUGCGGAUAUUCCAAAAAUGUAUCGGCAGGUCCGGAUCGACGAUGACUUCUUGCGCGUAUUUUGGAGAAGCAAUCACGAUGAACCAUUGAAGGUCUAUGCGCUGAAAACCGUGACGUAUGGCCUAGCAUCCUCUCCGUUCCUGGCAACCAUGGCGCUGAGACAACUGGCUGAAGAAGAGGAACAUCGAUAUCCGCUGGCAGCAAAAACCGUGAAGAAAUCCUGCUAUAUUGACGAUAUGCUGUCUGGCGCAAAUUCUUUCGAGGAAGCUGUGGAGUUGCUGAGACAGGUGACCGGCUUGCUGAACGACGGUGGGUUCGACAUACACAAGGUGUGCUCGAAUUCAAAGGAGCUGUUGGAAUUGGUCCCCGAAGCCAAACGAGAAAGGCUUGGAGUAAUUGACGACGCUGCUAUCAACGGCUUGCUGAAAACGCUCGGACUCGUGUGGAAUCCGGAUAGUGACGUAUUCACCUUCCGAAUAGCAGAAGUACUCCCGUCGGCACAGUUAACUAAGCGAGUGAUUUUGAGCGAAAUUUCCAGGAUUUUCGACCCGCUGGGUUUCCUUGGGCCAGUGUUGACAACAGCCAAAUUAAUUAUGCGGGAACUAUGGCUUCUUGAACUCCAUUGGGACGAUGUUCUGCCGCAGGAAUUUGUGGAGCUUUGGACGGAUUUUCGCGAGCGACUUCAAACAUUGAACGGGUUGGAGAUUCCACGCUGCGUGCUGAGUCGGGAUUCAAGGUCGGUGUUCCGGGACGGAAAAGCUGAAAUGAGAUUGGUUUGCAGUAAAUCAAGAAUAUUACCUAAGAAGCAAGGAACGAAAAAGGAAGUUACAACGCCACGUGGGGAGCUUCAAGCAGCUCUUCUGCUAUCACGUCUUGCUGUGAAGUUGAUUGGAGCUAUGGAGAUUCAAUUCGAGUCCGUGGUUUUGUGGAGCGAUUCACAGAUAGUACUCUGUUGGAUCAAGAAAUCUCCGGAUUUGCUGAAGAUCUACGUUGGGAAUCGAGUGAAGGAAAUCCAGUUGCUGACCAACGAGUUCGACUGGCGAUACAUCCCAUCGAAGAUGAACCCUGCCGACCUGAUUUCGAGAGGGCUUCAACCGAACCAACUGCGAGGACACGAAACUUGGUGGACCGGUCCGGAAUGCUUGAAGAAAGUGAAUUGCGAAAUUGACGAUCCUCCACCGAUUCAGGAAGCUGUUAUCCCAGAGCUGCGAGGAGUUGCUUUCUUCACCACGAACGCUCGCCAACGAAUGAAAAUAUUUGACAGCGUCAGCCGGUUUCCCAUUAUGCAGAGAUCCAUGGCCUACGUGAUUCGUUUCACGGACUACAUAAGGAGCGGAAGGCAGCAACUUACGAAAGGGUUGCCUACAGCUGAUGAAAUGAGGCGUGCUUUGUUGCUGAUUGUGCGGCUGACCCAGAAAGAAUGUUUCGGCGACGAAAUCCGUGCCUUGAAGGAGAAGGAUUUCAAGUAUCCACUAAAAUGCUUGAACCCUUUCAUCGACGAAAACGACGAUACACUACGUGUGGGCGGUCGAAUUCGACACGCUCAGAUUCCGUAUGGCAGUAAGCACCAGCUUCUGUUGCCCUCUAGACAUCCUGUGACUGUUGCAAUAGUUCGUCAUCUGCAUAAAACCAACAUGCACGUUGGACAGCGAGCCUUGCUUGCUGUGGUGAGACAACAAUUCUGGCCUCUUCGAGCGAAAAAUGUGAUUCGAGAUGUGAUCCACAAGUGCACCCCCUGCUACCGUGCCAACCCGAAACGAGCUACUCAGCUGAUGGGGGAUCUUCCGGAGUACAGGGUGCAAGCUGCGUACCCAUUUGCCAAUGUAGGGAUAGAUUUCGCCGGGCCGUUUACACUGCGAGCGGCUGUGUCUACAAGGAAGAGUGUAAUGACCAAGGGGUACGUAUGCGUUUUCGUGUGUAUGGCCACGCGGGCUAUGCAUUUGGAAGCAGUAUCGAAUCUUUCGACGGAUGCAUUCUUGGGCGCUCUUCAACGAUUCGUGAGCCGGAGAGGUCUACCCAAUAAGAUCUUUUCGGACAAUGCCACCAAUUUCGUUGGUGCAAACAAUGAGUUAGCGAGACUUGCGGAUUUAUUCAACACAGAGAUGCACCAGAAGAAACUGAAUGGAUUUUGUGUUCAUCGAAACAUCGAGUGGUCCUUCAUUCCUCCCCGUAGUCCCCACUUCGGGGGAAUAUGGGAGGCCGGGGUGAAGUCGGCUAAAUUCCACCUGCGACCAAUUUUGGCGGAUCACAAACUAUCAUAUGAAGAGCUGGCGACGGUAUUGGCGCAAAUUGAAGCUACGUUGAAUUCGCGCCCUUUGAUUCCAUCCUCCGACGAUCCGAAUGAUCUGACUGCGAUCACGCCGGCUCAUUUUUUGAUCGGCAGGGAGUUCCAAGCGGUACUCGAACCAUCGUAUGACCACGUCAAACCCGGAAGGCUGUCCCGAUGGCAGGUACUACAGGAUCUCAAGCAGAAGUAUUGGCGGACCUGGUCAACAGAUUUCCUCCAAGAGCUUCAACGUCGUCAACGAGACUUCAAGACAACUAAGUUCAAGGUGGGCGCAUUGGUGCUCAUUGCAGACGACAAUCUCCCUCCACUCCAGUGGAACCUUGCGCGUGUCGAGGAGUUGCAUCCGGGUAAAGACGGCCACGUGCGAGUGGUAACUUUAUAA
Molecule: messenger RNA, 5223 nt
Organism: Aedes albopictus (Asian tiger mosquito)
Lineage: Eukaryota; Metazoa; Arthropoda; Insecta; Diptera; Culicidae
Exons: 2
Coding region: 1-5223 (1740 amino acids)
Biological process (GO): DNA integration
Molecular function (GO): nucleic acid binding; zinc ion binding
Source: RefSeq, a predicted model, not a curated record